GGGAAUGUGUAGUCGAAAGCGAUAUAAAAUUUCUUACCGGAGCAAAGUUACGUAUUUUCACGUAAUAGAAUGUUUGAAUAAUUCUCGUUCUCCUAAAUUCGUGUGUUUCAAGAAUUUAAUCACUGGGGGAAUUACGUGCAGUUCUUUUUCUAUCGACAACGAAAUCUUAAUCAAAUAGAGAUCAUGGAUGUGUAAAAAGUGUUUACUCUUGGACCAGUUCGAUCUGUUGGAAUUUCCAAAGAUUGUACUUCUUCAAACCUUAAGAUCAAGCAGACGAAAAAAGGAAAGCAACGAGAUACGUGAAAACCAGGUCGCAACCAUGAAAUUUACAAACCCGUUACAACAGUUUAAAAAAUGCAUAAUACUAUUUAUGCUGGGUAUCGUUUGCAGUAUGUUGGCCUAUGUGAUAUAUUUAAUCAACCCAGUAAAAUUGAUAAUAGAAACUAAACUGCAAAUGACGCCGAAUUCACUAAUUUUCGAACUUUGGAAGAAACCUCCCAUCGAAGUCUACCUUAAAGUGUACAUAUUUAACAUCACAAAUGCAGAAGAAUUCCUCAAAGGCGGAAAAAAUUUGAAAGUCAACGAGAUUGGCCCAUAUGUUUAUCAAGAAGUAGUAGAAAACCAAAACGUCACCUGGUUUAAAAACAACACGAUUUCGUAUAUUCCAAAGAGACAGAUACUGUACGUUCCGGAAAUGUCAGUUGGUGAUCCAGAAAAGGACAUGGUUCACGUUCCAAAUAUACCUCUGUUGGGAAUUUCUUCGACACUAUCCGAUUCUGGAUUUUUGGUGAAUUAUCCUUGGAUGAGCCUAGUAAACAUAUUGGAUAGCAAACCGUUAUUACAUCUAACCGUUCAUGAUUAUCUAUGGGGCUAUGAAGACGCUUUAAUUCACUUCGCAAGUGGAGUCGUGCCAAAUUUCAUUGACUUCCAGAAAUUUGGACUGCUCGAUAGGAUGUAUGACGAAGGAGAAAACAUCGUGUUCAUGAAUGUUGGGAAAAAUAAGAAUAUGACUGACGAAGAAGGACGUUAUUUGAGUAUCGAAUCGUACAACGGCAGUCCAGGAAUGUCACAAUGGGGAUAUAAAGAAGAAGAAGGAAAUGAGACACAUCCAGAAAAUACUAUUUGUAAUCGUAUUAAAGGAAGCAGCGAAGGAGAAUUAUUCCCAACAAAUAUAGACAAACACGCUGUAUUCAGAAUAUUCAGGAAAGCGUUCUGUAGAUCGAUACCAAUUGUUUUUAGGAAGGAAGUAGUUGCAGAUAACGGUAUAGAUGGUUAUCUCUACAGCAUGUCGGACGAUUUUUUAGAUCCUCCUGAACUGAAUCCAGAUAAUGCCUGUUAUUGCCGGAAGAAAGGAAAGUGUCUAAAGAAGGGACUUUCUGACAUGACACCGUGUUAUUACAGUAUUCCUGCAGCAAUGUCGUUGCCACAUUUCAUUUACGCCGAUCCCAGUUUAUAUGACAAAGUAGAGGGUCUUAAACCAGAUCCCGAAAAACACAUUGCAAAGAUCAUUGUGCAACCGGCACUCGGUAUUCCGCUAUCCGUUAACUCGAGAAUACAAAUCAAUCUCGUUAUGAGUCAUAUUUCCUACAAUCGUAGGCUAACUGCAUUUAAUGAUAUGACAAUACCACUAUUCUGGAGUGACCUGGUAAUACCUCCGUUAAAAAAUGACCUGCUGUUUCUGGUAAAGCUGAUCCUUCAAAUACUCCCAAUAACACAAAUGGUGAUAAUGUGCUUGCUGGCUAUAGCAGGGGUAACAAUGUUCUUGUUAUCGAUACCAGCCAUGUUGUGGACCAUCAACCAGCAACAAGAAUCACUUCCGUCAGAGAGAAGAGAUAGCUGCGAUUUACGAAUACCAUUAAACUACGGCCAGUACACAACAAUACAUAUUUUGCCAGCCAUCAAGAAAAUAACAUCUAAAACGGAUUUGUUUAGCUAACCAAGUAUUUUAAAAGUAUUUACAAAGCUCAAAUAUCUUUAAUGGAAAGAAAGAAAACACUUUAAUAGGACAAAAAGAAAAGAUAAAUAAGAACUUUUUCACUUGUUAGAAUAUAGUAUUCUUCUUUUUCGUAAGAAGAAAAUGCACCGGCGCACUCUACUACUUGACUCAGAAUACGGAAAAAGGUAUUUUACGUUACGGUACACAUUCAGGGUUUUGCGCUAAAAAUAUUCCUUGUGGAUCGAUAUAGUUCUAUUAGAACCAUAAUAAUUGUUGUUGAAUGCUUUAAUUCUUUUUCGACACUAAUUAAUUUUCCUUACUUCUAUUUUAUGUACUAGAAAAUAAAUUUGAUAUUUCAUUACGUGCAAUUAAGUGUAAAAAUAAUAUUACAAUAAGUAACAUCAUAAUCACGUUUUUUAUGGCUUACAUAUAUAAAC
Molecule: messenger RNA, 2373 nt
Organism: Eufriesea mexicana
Lineage: Eukaryota; Metazoa; Arthropoda; Insecta; Hymenoptera; Apidae
Product: scavenger receptor class B member 1
Exons: 11
Coding region: 188-1936 (582 amino acids)
Cellular component (GO): membrane; cytoplasm
Molecular function (GO): scavenger receptor activity
Source: RefSeq, a predicted model, not a curated record